AUGGGAAUCCGCAAGCUCAACGUUGACGAUUGGAUCAUUUACGACAACCUCUUCCUUGACGAGCACCGACGGAAGUUUGAGAGGCUGCAAGAUCCGGAGGUGCGACCCGUCAUCUUUCAGUGCCAGGACGGCACGUAUGAGGCCAGCAAAGAGGCUUUGGCGAUCAUCGUCCAGUACAUCACGACUCGCUACCCAGACAUGUUCCAAGUCGACGGCGACUACCUUCAGAUUCCCUCGCUGGGCGAAUCCUAUCGCAUACGGGAACCCUUUGACCGGCAUCCAUUGGAGAUCGCUGGUCUGAUCGUGUACGAGGAUGUGUAUGUGUUGCAGAAGGGCCCGGACGACAUUUACUACCUGAAAGCCUGCUUUCUCUCCUUUCCUCCUGGAUGGCACCUGAGAGACCGAAUCGGCUAUCCACUGUUCAAGAUGCACCAGGCGGUACCUCACUGGAAGGAGAAGCUACAGAAGCCCAUGGAGAGAUUCUUCCUAAAGUUGAAAGAAGGCGGUGGUGUCCAACGCAACAACCAGUUCAUCCAAACCACUCCCGCCAUCUACCACCCGGCACCUCUGGACGACUACCCGGUCUGCACGUCGAUCGACCAGGUUCAUAUCCGGAUUGAGCUGCAGAGCCUGAUGCGAAUGCCCGAAACACAGGCGCUGCUGUUCACGAUCCAUCCGUGGGUGUUGCCGGUCAAAGAGCUCGCCCACGAGCCAGGCAACUUGGAAAAGCUAUGGAGCCACGCUCGCAGCUUCCCCGACUCCUUCUCCCGGUACAAGCUCCGGCAUCUCUGGGGCGGAGUGCUGGACGAGUUUGCUCGGCAGACGCUGGGAAAGGAGGUGCCAGACCCGGAACUGGAGGCGGAGGCCGAUGCAUUUACUCUGCGUCAGCCGUCACGGGAGACCGACGAGGACGACAGUGAUGUUUUCGAUGCGACUUGGACUUCCCUGCCGACCUCGACUCGAACACGAUCUCCUGUGAAAGCAUCCCCUCCUACUGAUAAAACAUUGCAGAUAUCGCCAGUCGAGCGUGACGACUCGGUCAACUCUGCACUAGUCUCAAGAUCCGAGAACCGGAGUCUUGCCCUACAGGUUCACGGCCCCAUCAUUGGACGUAGGGCAUCCAUCUCCAAAUCCACGACUUCUCUGCACCUGUCCCUUCUAGCAGACUCGGGCCGGAGCAAGACUGAUACAGCAGGAGAGCUCCCAGCGUCCCUCACAAAGCCCCUCCCUCCCAUGCCCUCGCCACCGGUUCCUUACUUGAUCCAGGGCAUCGAGACUGCUCUCGAGCACGAACUCUUCCACCACUACAUCAACUUUGUGCCGCAGGCCUUUUCGUGGGCCACCAUCCGCAGCGCGCCGUUCCUCUCGAUCUUGAUUCCCCUGGUCCUGCGUGAUCGAGGGCUUCUCUACACCCUGCUCAGCAUCGCCGCCACCCACCUGUUGAACCUGGGCCAUGCACAGAUGAGUGAAACACGGCAGCGAGCCAUCAAGAGCACACGCUGGCAACUGCGUGGCAAAGCACUAAAGUGCCACGCCGAGAAAAUGGCGGCCGUGUCGGUGCCGGCGUUUUCGAACGACAGCGUCCAGGUCAAACUCGAUGCGGCGCUGGCAAGUACGCUGCUAUUGCUGCAGCUGGACUGCCUGGACAGCGGCAAGGACGGGCAUUGGCGCCUCCACUUGUUUGCCGCAUCAGAGCUGGCUCGCCAACGGGUCAAGGAGGGCUGGAGCGACAAAGACGCCGACGGAGCACCGACAAACUCGAGGGACGAGACGGCGGUUCGUUUCUUCUUACACCUCUACCGCUACUACGACGUGCUAGCGUGCGUGACGCUGGACGAACGCCCGUGCCCCAUCGACCCGGUCUACUCGUCCGAGGACAUCGGGAGCUACAGCCCGCUGCCGCAGACGUAUCACAGCUUACUGUCUAUUCUGACGCAGAUCGUGGAACUUCGCCGGCGGACGCAGCCCGAGCUGUCCCUCGGCCAGACGACCUCUACUACAAACCGCAAUCUCGCGGAUGUCAACAUGGAGGAAUUUAUGAAGAGUCUGGAGCUGUGUACGAGGAUUCAGAACUGGACGAUCAGAUCCGAUUCCCAGGAGGAUCUGAUCCUGGGCGAGGUCUACCGGCGAGCGUGCUUCAUCUUUCUCUAUCUGACCACCUAUCCGUCCGGCGUCGCCGACGCCAAAGUGCAGUGUGCGCUGGAAGAAGGGUUGGCGCACCUGGAACUGCUCGCCUCGCACGAAAUGGCGCUCAAGUGCGCAACCUUCCCACUCUUUAUCUUUGGAAUCGCCGCACUGCAGCCGGACCAACAGGACAUGAUCAGCAAGGUUCUGGAUCUCCGGUUUCACCAGUCCGGCAUUGGCAACGUCGCCGAGGUUCUCGUCUUCCUCAAGGAGUGGUGGAUUCGGGAGUACGACGAGAGCAAUCGGUCUUUUUGGCUGUGGGAGGACGAGAUCCGAACCCGACAGAUGUACCUGUUCCUGGUGUGA
Fonsecaea erecta is the source of this 2490-nucleotide messenger RNA. RefSeq lists its product as hypothetical. Bases 1 to 2490 code for a protein of 829 amino acids. The record is from RefSeq and is a predicted model, not a curated record. Gene Ontology annotation, molecular function: transcription cis-regulatory region binding; DNA-binding transcription factor activity. Lineage: Eukaryota; Fungi; Ascomycota; Eurotiomycetes; Chaetothyriales; Herpotrichiellaceae. The transcript is spliced from 4 exons. Gene Ontology annotation, biological process: positive regulation of transcription by RNA polymerase II. Gene Ontology annotation, cellular component: nucleus.